This is a messenger RNA of Gilbertella persicaria, 796 nucleotides long. Its product is annotated as ribosomal protein L14-domain-containing protein. Gene Ontology annotation, molecular function: structural constituent of ribosome; RNA binding. Bases 383 to 796 code for a protein of 137 amino acids. Gene Ontology annotation, biological process: ribosomal large subunit biogenesis; translation. Gene Ontology annotation, cellular component: ribosome; cytosolic large ribosomal subunit. The record is from RefSeq and is a predicted model, not a curated record. Lineage: Eukaryota; Fungi; Mucoromycota; Mucoromycetes; Mucorales; Choanephoraceae. The transcript is spliced from 4 exons.
AUAAUCUUGACUCAGAUUAGACUUGUUUAAGAUAAAAAAUAACAAGCUGAGUCUCUUCAAGUUACCGAUAUUGCAUGAACUAAGAUCAUAAGAUUCUAAAAAAAACUUUUUUCAAACAUUGACUUUAUACAGUCAAACAAAAACAAAAGAGUAAAUUAUUUUCCUUUCUUCGCUUUUGCUUUUAAUCAUAGACUUAGAGCAAUCCUUUAUAAAUUUUUUUUUUUUGACAUGAUUGAUCUUUUUCUUUACCUACUCGGACCUGAGCCAUAUUCGAUCCCCGAUACCAUGUCCGGUUCGGCUCUCAGGUCCUUUGGGAGCCUGUAAAUGUGUAGUUGAAUGCAUCAAAUUCAACGUUCUUUCUCUGACUAUAUAAUCCAUAACAAUGGUUCAAGGUUCUUUCAAGCGUCAAGUCGAAGUUGGCCGUGUUGUCCUUAUCAACAACGGUGCUGAUGCCGGUAAGUUGGCCGUCAUUGUCGAUAUCAUUGAUCACAACCGCGCUCUCAUCGAUGGUCCCACCACCGGUGUUGUUCGUCAAGCUUUCCCCUACAAGCGUUUGGUCUUGACUCCUCUUGUCCUCAAGAACCUUCCUCGCAACGUUGGUAAGACUGCCCUUGCCAAGGCUUUGGAAAAGAACGAGACUGUUGCUGCUUGGAACAAGACUGCUUGGGCUAAGAAGCUCGAACAACGCAAGGUCCGUGCUAACUUGUCCGAUUUUGACCGUUUCAAGUUGGCCAAGCUCAAGAACCAACGUCGUUUCGCCGUCGGUGCUGCUGUUAAGGCUGCCAAGAAGCAAUAA